AUGGUGGCAUCCAAUCCAGUUGCAGUAGGCACCAGGGGCACUGUAGGAUCACUGGUGAGGAAAGAAAUUGAGUACUUCACCAAUGAUUCCAGACGCUGUGGCUCCAGGAAACCUGAGGGACAGAUGAUUGAUAAUGAUUCAAGCUGCAUUGGUUGUUCAAGGCCUUGUUUUUGGUCCUUGACUUUGAGCUGGAAGAGAAAGAACAGAAGAAGCAAUGAUUCCGGAUUCUUGCCAAGCAUUUGCUCUGCUGUUCAAGUUGCAGAAACCAUUAAUGGGAUUCCUGGGUUCAGUUAUAGGAUCCUCAAGAAUGAUGAGACAGAAUCUUAG
This is a messenger RNA of Manihot esculenta (cassava), 327 nucleotides long. RefSeq lists its product as uncharacterized. The record is from RefSeq and is a predicted model, not a curated record. Lineage: Eukaryota; Viridiplantae; Streptophyta; Magnoliopsida; Malpighiales; Euphorbiaceae. The transcript has a single exon. The coding region runs from base 1 to 327 and encodes 108 amino acids.